Anthostomella pinea is the source of this 684-nucleotide messenger RNA. NCBI's taxonomy places the organism in Eukaryota, Fungi, Ascomycota, Sordariomycetes, Xylariales, Xylariaceae. The record is from the annotation of a GenBank genome assembly.
AUGAGGCUCUCCGCCGUUGCAGCAGCUGUCCUUGCAACCACGGCUGCUGCUCUGCCCGCGAGCAUCCCUGCUGCGUCGAAAGGGACGGGAGUGCCGCCCCCUCCUGCGAAUGGCAACGCUCAACCACCUCACGGGGCUGGUAACGUCCCACCACCUCCGGGGAAUGGUCACCCCCCUCCACAUCCAGGCAACGGCAACGGUCAACAGCAUGGUGGCAAAGGUGACGAUCAACAACACGAUAGCAAUGGCAACACACAAUCACCUUCGGGGAAUGGCAACACACAAGCGGCGGCACAACCGACUGCCACUGUCACUCCAACUCAGGGCGGUGGCAAGCGUGAGGCUCCUCCGCCACACCCGGAGAAGACCCCGGUGCCGCCCAAAGAAAAUCACGGUGGUGGUUCCCCUCCUCAGCCCAGGAACGGCCAUGGCGAUGGUACUCCCCCUCAACCCAAAAAGGAACAGCGUGAUGCCCCAUCCAACCCUCCGAAGGACAACGGCGGUGGUCAAUCACAGAAUGGCCAAGGCGGUGGUCAGUCACAGAACGGCCAAGGCGAGGGUCACCCCCAGAAGGGCCACGGCGAUGGUCAGUCCCAAAAGGGCCACGGCGACGGUCAGUCCAAGAAGGAACAGCGUGAUGCCGCGCCGAACCCUCCGAAGGGGGGCCACAAGCCGCCCAAGUAG